GUCGCCAUGGCAACGGCUCCCGAGGCCUACUACUUGGGCUUCGACUUCAGCACGCAGCAGCUGAAAGUCAUUGUGAUAGAUGAACAACUGCGAGUCAUCCACGAGAACCAUGUCAACUUUGACAAAGAACUUCCAGAAUUUCGCACGCAAGGUGGUGUCAAUAUUCACAAAGACAGGCUGACGGUAACUUCUCCCGUAUUAAUGUGGAUCAAGGCCCUGGAUAUGAUCUUGGCGAAGAUGAAGUCUUCCGGAUUUAACUUCUCUAGAGUGAAAGCUUUGUCUGGAGCUGGACAGCAACAUGGGAGUGUCUAUUGGAACGACGGAGCAAGCUUGAUUUUACAGAAUUUACCAUCUGAUGUCCCUUUGCAUCAGGCACUGAAGUCCUGCUUUUCCGUCAACAACAGCCCUGUUUGGAUGGAUUCCAGCACAGGUGAGCAGUGCUCCUCUCUAGAAGAAGCCGUUGGAGGUGCUCAGAAACUCGUGGAAAUCACUGGAUCACGGGCCUACGAGCGUUUUACAGGAAACCAGAUAGCGAAGAUUUACAGCCAGAACCCCGAGGUCUACGCACAGACGGAGAGGAUCUCUUUGGUCAGCAGCUUCGCGGCCUCUCUGUUUCUCGGGGCUUACGCUCGCAUUGACUACAGUGACGGUUCUGGCAUGAAUUUACUACAUAUCCGUGAGAAAACAUGGAGUUCGGCCUGUCUUGAUGCUUGUGCGCCUGGAUUAGAAAAAAAGUUGGGCAUUCCUGUACCCUGCAGCAAAAUACUGGGUUCUGUGUCGCCGUAUUACGUUAAGCGCUAUGGUUUUAAUCCCAACUGCAAAGUUGUCGCCUUUACAGGUGACAACCCAGCAUCUCUGGCAGGAAUGAGGCUUGCAGAAGGGGACAUCGCAAUUAGCCUUGGCACGAGUGAUACAUUGUUCCUGUGGAUCAGAGAACCAAAGCCCGCUUUAGACGGCCACAUCCUUUGCAGUCCAAUGGAGACAAAUGCCUACAUGGCCUUGCUGUGUUUUAAGAAUGGUUCUUUGAUGAGAGAGAAGAUUCGAGAUGAGCUUGCCUCUGGUUCCUGGGAAGAAUUCUCCAAAACAUUAACAUCGACACCUGCUGGAAAUAAUGGAAACAUUGGUUUCUAUUACGACGUGAUGGAGAUUAUACCUGAAGUGGUGGGGAUUCACCGGUUCGACUCGCAAAACAACAGUGUCCCAUCAUUUUCCAAGGAAGUGGAGAUACGGGCCUUGAUUGAAGGACAGUUCAUGCUCAAGCGGCUUCACGCGGAAAUGCUGGGAUAUAAAAUCUUGCCAACAACCAGAAUCCUGGCUACUGGUGGGGCAUCCCACAAUAAAGAAAUCUUACAAGUCCUGUCUGAUGUGUUCAGCGCUCCAGUUUACACUAUUGACACUGCUAAUUCAGCCUGUUUAGGUUCUGCUUACCGAGCAAUUCACGGGCUGGUGGCGGAGACCAACGUGUCCUUGACCGAUGUCGUGAAAUUAGCGCCCGGACCCAGAUUAGUGGCUACUCCUGCAACUGGCGUGGCUCAGGUGUACCAACCCCUCCUCAAAAGAUACAUGGUACUUGAACAACAAGUGCUGACCGAAGCAAAAAAUCCACCUGAUGCCGCAUCUGAGUGA
This is a messenger RNA of Euleptes europaea (tarantolino), 1626 nucleotides long. It is a transcript of the gene XYLB, whose product is annotated as xylulokinase. The record is from RefSeq and is a predicted model, not a curated record. Gene Ontology annotation, molecular function: D-xylulokinase activity. Gene Ontology annotation, cellular component: cytosol. The transcript has 19 exons. NCBI's taxonomy places the organism in Eukaryota, Metazoa, Chordata, Lepidosauria, Squamata, Sphaerodactylidae. The coding region runs from base 7 to 1626 and encodes 539 amino acids. Gene Ontology annotation, biological process: xylulose metabolic process; D-xylose metabolic process.